This is a messenger RNA of Xiphophorus hellerii (green swordtail), 1149 nucleotides long. RefSeq names its product general transcription factor II-I repeat domain-containing protein 2A-like. The transcript has 2 exons. The record is from RefSeq and is a predicted model, not a curated record. Gene Ontology annotation, molecular function: protein dimerization activity. NCBI's taxonomy places the organism in Eukaryota, Metazoa, Chordata, Actinopteri, Cyprinodontiformes, Poeciliidae. The coding region runs from base 112 to 1044 and encodes 310 amino acids.
GGCCUUGUGGGCCUUUGUAAGGGUGAUGACCUCUUCCCCGAUUUUUGGAAUUUUCACUGCAUCAUCCACCGGGAGCAACUCGUGUCUAAAACACUGAAUUUAGACCACGUCAUGAAACCUAUGAUGGAGAUUGUGAACUACAUCCGCACGCAUGCCCUUACUCACCGACAGUUCAAAAAUCUCAUUGCUGACCUAGACGGAGACUUGCCAGGUGACUUGCCACUGCACUGCGCUGUAAGAUGGCUCUCAAGAGGUAAAGUGGUUUCACGCUUUUUGGAGCUUUUGGAACCAGUAAAAUUGUUUAUGGCAGAAAAGAACAAAAGUUACCCUCAGCUCUCAGACCCCAAAUGGCUUAUGGAUUUGGCUUUCUUAGUGGACAUGCUUUCACACUUGGACAAACUAAACCUGGACCUGCAGGGGAAAUUAAAAACUCUUCCUGAUCUGACACAAAGUGUAUUCUCCUUUGUUAACAAGGUGAAGCUGUUCAAAGUGCACAUUCAAAAUGGCAAUCUGUCCCAUUUUCCUUCAUUGCGCAGCGCCCAGCAGAAGGCUGGCAUUAGAAUGAAUAUGGGUCAGUACGUGAAAAUGCUUGCGCAACUGUACGGGAGCAUUACUUCGCGUUUUGAGGACCUGCAGCAGAAAAGACCACAGAUCGCUCUUCUCAUCGACCCUUUUAAUGCAGAGGCAGACUGCCUCAAAUCCCCGCUUGUCACUGAUGAGGCAGCGAGUGAACUGGAGAUGAUUGAGCUACGCGAGGAUGACAGACUGAAAUCUCUUUUGAAAGAAGGCCCUGUUGCGUUUUGGAGAGUUGUGCCAACUGAAAAAUACCCGUGUGUAAAAAGAGCCGCCCUCAAACUGCUGUCGAUGUUCUCCUCAACAUAUGUCUGCGAAUCCCUGUUUUCUACCUUGAAACACGUGAAGUCCAAGCAUCGGUCCGUUCUGACUGACACUCACGUAAAGGAACUGCUCCGAGUGGCUACAACUGAAUACCAACCUGAUUUGCAGAGGAUUACUAGAAACAAGAGAUGCCAGAAAUCCCACUGAGAUUAUCACCCCAUCACCUCCAGCAAGGUCAGCGCGUGGUGUGGCUCUUGGACUUUCACAGUUAAAGAUUUCGGCUCUUUGUGUCUAACUUGUUCGCCACCCCUG